This is a messenger RNA of Vollenhovia emeryi, 1426 nucleotides long. RefSeq lists its product as uncharacterized. The coding region runs from base 297 to 1334 and encodes 345 amino acids. The transcript is spliced from 4 exons. The record is from RefSeq and is a predicted model, not a curated record. NCBI's taxonomy places the organism in Eukaryota, Metazoa, Arthropoda, Insecta, Hymenoptera, Formicidae.
UGCUUGUGGAAUCAAUUUGCAAGAUUUUUUUCUUUAUCCAGUUUAUUUUAUAUAUAAACAUUAUUAACACCAAGAGAGGAUUUUGGAGAAAACCUGCUCGUUUAUUAAUAUUAUGCUUAUUAUUUUAAUUAACAGCUUCUUUUGAUUUUGCACUUUAAAGGUUCGCAAUCCUGGAUUUAUUUAUCAAUGUUUAUUAAAAAUGGUUCAUCUCAUAAUGAAUUGUAGCUAACAAUUCAAUACGUGCAAGAGAAUAUAACUGUUUGUGUGUAGUCUUACAUUGCAAGUUGAAUGCAGUAAUGGAUGCAGAUAUACUCAGAGUAAUAUUACAAAGCUACAGUGAUGCAAAAAAUAUUAUUCAGUCUAACAAUGAUGAAAUUAUGCCGAAGGAAACUUUGCUCUGCAUAAAAUCUAACGCUGUGUCCAGUACUUUAUGUAUAUCGUUGAGCAAUCUUCUAUGUUAUAAGAUAUCCAAGGAGGCUUAUCAACGUUAUUCAAUUCGAUUAUUGAUUAUCGACGUCUUACGGAAAUGUUGCAGAAUGACAAGCAAUUUUAAACAUUUAAAGAUGUUUGUAUCUAAAGAAAAUAGUUUGAGGUUUAUGAAUAUUCUUUUGGACAAAUAUCUCACAGUCGAAGUUUUGAAUAAGUGCCACUCGGAAGACGUUUUGAGACAUUUAACUCUUUCUUUAAUGCAUCUGUCACUUAAGAAUGCAAUUUUUAUGCAUCACACUGAUCGAUUGCUUGUGAGACUUUUACAAAUGGAAGCAAACGAUCAAAUUAAUAGACUGUUACAUGACGCUCUCUGCUCAAACUUGCAUCUCAAACUAUCUACGGAGGAAGAAAUAUAUGCUCUACAAAAAUUAAAAUUGAUAGAGGAACCUUUGCUCAAUAGUUUCGUAGACAUGUUUUCCAAUUUAAAGGGCACAAAUCAUGUAGCUACCCAAUGUAACGAGGAAAUGCUAAACAAAUUAUUGGACUUUAGCGCCAGAUCUGCGUAUAUUUUUCAAUUAAUGUGUAAUUUUUUAAAGGAAUUGUUAGUUAAACUGCAAUAUGCAUCCGCUGUUCUGGAUUUCACAAGUUUGAUGUUAAAACGGGUAUCUAUUUGUUGUGAAAAUCACGGUAGAGAUAUAUUGGACCUUUAUCCCAGGAAGCUGCGUUUUUGUGUAAUUUUAUUAAGGAUAAAGCCCAAGCACCAUACAGUGCACACACAAAACUAUACACUACAGACUAUGAAACAAAUCUACAAUGAAAAUAAGGACGUUUCAUUAAUUUUAAUAUCCCACUUUCUUGAGUGGCUAGAAUAUUUUACACAUUAUAUCACUAAUAUACAAAAUUGACUAGAAAGAAUGCAGCAAUAGAACCUUAUUUAAAUGUAAUUAUACUAAUGUUAAUGUUAAUGUAAUUAUUUUAUAUUUAAUUGCAGAAAUAU